Molecule: messenger RNA, 1076 nt
Organism: Brassica napus (rape)
Lineage: Eukaryota; Viridiplantae; Streptophyta; Magnoliopsida; Brassicales; Brassicaceae
Product: thioredoxin domain-containing protein PLP3A
Exons: 8
Coding region: 183-875 (230 amino acids)
Cellular component (GO): cytoplasm
Source: RefSeq, a predicted model, not a curated record
GGGAUUAUUUUGUUAUUAUUCCGCUCCAGAUUUGAAAUUGAAGCAAGCAAUAAGAAACUCCAAUUUCGAUUUGCUCAAGCUGUUUUUAUUUUAUCACCAGUAAGAAAAAUCUCGGGGGAGCGUUAACUUUCUAUUUCUGAAUCCGAAAAUUGAAGCUUUUUUUUACCUUUUGGGCUCGGAAGAUGGAUCCGGAUGCAGUCAAGUCGACACUCUCGAAUCUGGCGUUCGGAAAUGUAUUGGCUGCAGCUGCUAGAGACUACAAAAAGGAAGUUCUUGCAAAUGAGAAGGCGCAAUCAUCAAACCCUGUCAAUGAGGAGGUUGAUCUUGAUGAACUUAUGGAUGAUCCAGAGCUAGAAAAACUGCACGCUGAUAGGAUUGCUGCACUCAAGAGAGAAGUUGAGAAGAGAGAAGCGUUUAAAAGACAAGGACAUGGUGAAUAUCGAGAGGUAAGCGAGGGUGAUUUCUUGGGGGAAGUCACCAGGAGUCAGAAUGUUAUUUGUCAUUUCUACCACAAGGAGUUUUACCGCUGCAAGAUUAUGGACAAGCAUCUGAAGACUCUUGCGCCUAGACAUGUGGAUACUAAGUUCAUUAGAGUGGAUGCAGAGAAUGCUCCUUUCUUUGUCACCAAGCUAGCAAUAAAGACCUUGCCUUGCGUUUUGCUCUUCAGCAAGGGAGUCGCCAUAGAUAGGCUAGUUGGGUUCCAGGAUCUAGGCACAAAGGAUGAUUUCACCACUACUAAACUUGAGAACGUUCUGAUUAAAAAAGGAAUGCUUAGCAAGAAGAAGAAAGAGGAAGAUGAUGAAGAUGCGGAAUACCAAGAGAGCAUAAGGCGUUCGGUUAGGUCUUCAGAGAAUCUUGACUCUGACUCUGACUGAUAAACCAAGCUUACAUCACAGAUUUGCAUUGCUGUUUGUCUCUGUUUUUACCUUUUUGCUCUUUUCUCAUAUGUUAUUAGGAAAUGAAAUUUCGAUAUAAUAUCCAAACUGUCAAAUGCUACAUGACUUUGUAAGCUGCUAUAUGUAAUGCACCAUGGUUAUUGUUGCUGAUACAUAAAAAAAUUGAACGGUUUGCUUAAA